UCCCAGAAAGCACCGCGCGCCGUCGCCUCUGUUGAAAUGAGAGGGGGACUCGGUUCAGCAACAUUCUUCUUUGCCCAGUCUUCUGUUUCGGGCCUCACUAACAACAUUUCCCACUCGGUUUGCUCGCAGUUAUUUGGGACCUGCAGUCGUGUUUUCUUCUCUUCUCCGCAGUUAUAAACUCUCCUCGUUGAGGUAAACUCGUCUUCAGCUGGUCCGGGGAGGCAGAGCUAGUUUACAUUAGCCAGCCGCUACCAGUAGAUUUACGGCUUAUACCCGAGGCUGCCAGGUAGAUCAACUAAAGCUCGGGGGCGCUUGUCGGCCACGAUGGUUCGGUCGGGUCACCGAUUUCAAAGUAUUGAUCAGACUGGUAAAUAAUUCAGCUGAUUCGGGUAAAAAUAAAUAAAAAAUCCACGCAACCUUUGUCCUGACUUCUACGCAUCCCGUCUGGUUCGGCCUGUUUCAUUGUCUCCGAAACAACAACAGGCAAGUGGGGUUAUUUUUUCCAGUGUCAGCGGGUUGUUUGGCUCGCGAGGGCCGUGUGAGUGUAAACAAACCGGUCAGCUGUCCACCAGAUCCCCGCCGAGGCCUCCUGGUUGAGCAUGGCGCAACACAGCCAGGGUCCCGUAGCCAGCUCGCAGAAAGCCCUCAUGCUGGAGAUGAAGAGCCUCCAGGAGGAGCCCGUCGAGGGCUUCAAAAUCACACUGGUGGACGAGGCCGACAUGUACAACUGGGAAGUGGCCAUUUUCGGGCCCCCAAACACUCAUUACGAAGGAGGGUAUUUUAAGGCUCGGAUCAAGUUCCCCAUAGACUACCCAUACUCCCCACCGGCCUUCCGCUUCCUCACCAAGAUGUGGCACCCCAACAUCUAUGAGAACGGGGAUGUGUGUAUCUCCAUAUUGCACCCUCCAGUGGACGACCCGCAGAGUGGAGAGCUGCCUUCAGAGAGGUGGAAUCCCACCCAGAAUGUCCGGACGAUUUUGCUGAGUGUGAUCUCGCUGCUGAACGAACCCAACACCUUCUCCCCAGCCAAUGUGGACGCCUCUGUCAUGUACCGCAAGUGGAGGGACAGCAAGGGCAAGGACCGCGAAUACGUGGAGAUCAUCAGAAAACAGGUAUCGGCCACCAAGGCGGAAGCCGAACGCGAUGGCGUGCGGGUGCCCACCACGCUGGCCGAGUACUGCAUCCGCACGCGCGCCCCGGCCCCCGACGAAGGCUCCGACCUCUUCUAUGACUAUUACUAUGACGACGACGACGUGGACGGGGAGGACGGCGACUGCUGCUACGCCGAAGACGACUCGGGUAACGAGGAGUCAUGACCUGCCGUUUGACUGCAUCCCGCCCGUAGCUGGCGUACUGCUACCCGUGUUUUUUUUCUGUCUGGGUUGCUAGGAAAUCUUGGUCGACACCCAAGAAAGAUUCGAAGCUUCCCACUUCUCUAAACCAAUGAAAAGAGGUUCUCUGAAAUACUUCCAGAUGCUAAACAUCGAUGCACUGCUGUAGAGGGGUUAGACCUAGUAAAAUUUGCACCAGCACAAAAAGUUACCAGUUUCCUCAAUUUUACAGACAUCAUCAUUUCCAUUAUCACCCAUUACCUUACUUUCAGAGAAUAUUACUUGACCCUAUUCAGCUGUCCUGCCUACUGUGCAGUAUAUGGUGGGGUUAAUACCACUUUGAACAAUCGCCACAUUUGCACUGGUGCAAACGCUUCCAGACUCCACUCAGCAUCCCUCUCGACCAUCUUUAUUUCCCGUAAUCGCGGGUGCCCGCUCACCAGUAGUCCGUCUCAGUGACUGACGGCCGUCUGAGGGCUUCAAGCACCCUGCGUCCGUCCUGAACACCCUAUUGCAAAUCCGCCGAAUCACACAUUUUCAAAUUUUACGAUCUGUUGGGCUUCGAUAUGACGGGAUGUCACAACGUCCUUAAAGUUCUUGUGCAUGCCGAAAUGUGAUCGGAAGCUUUUUGGCCCUUUUACCGAUGGACCGUUUAGCCCCCCUCUGGAUGCUUUUUCAGCUGGGGGAGAAGAGGGACUGAUGAUGACCGAGAUGCCAGAGAACUUUGUAUUUGGACGACCAGCUGGCCAGCUGCGUCACUCGGUCAAAUCCUCAUCUGAACUGUUUUGGUAACAAGAAAUUGAUUUAUUUGCUGUUUUUCUUCUGGUUACUGUUUGAUGUGUUUCUGUGUCAUCCUGAGUGUGGGGUUAUGGUGUUUUGAAGUAGCUCAGAAUUAAUAGUUAUUCAGGGGGGCACAACUAAUUACUGAUCAGAAUUGUAUUUCUUCUCAUGUUUGCUCUCUUGAGAGGCUUGACGGAGCCAAAGACGCAAGGCAGUGUGAAAGAAAGCCCAAACUGACGGCUGUGUUCUGGUCUUUGGUUGCUCUCCUGCAGGCUUUGUUGUUCUAGUCUCUUUCUUUGGUUUGACGUUAUUUCUGCAAUCUUUUGCAUGGAAUGAUUUACGUGAUGAGAUUUGGUUUGAUUGGCAGAAAAAGGCUUCUAUAGGAAAAAUGUCUGUCAAAAAGUGUUGUUGCGGUAUCGGUCAGAAUUGUCACUUUUUUUUUGCCCCUGAAAUGAAAGAAAAGAAAGCCGUCAUGUUCCGUUUUCAUUUAUAUUUUUUGUUUCAGCAGAGAUUAGACAGGUUUUGAUAUAAUUUUAGAGUGCAUGUGUAUUUUUGCAUAAGCAAUAUUGAUUGUUUAAUUAACUCAAAUUAGGACUUCAUACUGAAUUUCUCAGGAUAAUGAAUUGCUUACGACAAAACAAUUAACACAAGCAACUAGUUUACUCUUUUAGGUGGUCUUCAGAGUUGGUUUACAGCUUCAAUAGGAACCAUAACUGAUAUGCACACGUAGCUCCAUGUAUGAAUGCUGUAUUGUUUUAUUCAGCUGUGUUUCUUUUUUUAUUUUCGGCUAUUUAAACUGAAAAAUAAAGAUUUAUUGGGAAAAAACUUU
Molecule: messenger RNA, 2940 nt
Organism: Gasterosteus aculeatus aculeatus (three-spined stickleback)
Lineage: Eukaryota; Metazoa; Chordata; Actinopteri; Perciformes; Gasterosteidae
Product: ubiquitin-conjugating enzyme E2 R1
Source: RefSeq, a predicted model, not a curated record